Molecule: messenger RNA, 3162 nt
Organism: Dermacentor albipictus
Lineage: Eukaryota; Metazoa; Arthropoda; Arachnida; Ixodida; Ixodidae
Product: neprilysin-1-like
Biological process (GO): protein processing
Cellular component (GO): plasma membrane
Molecular function (GO): metalloendopeptidase activity
Source: RefSeq, a predicted model, not a curated record
UGGUCAGUUCCGUUUCAGCGAGCCGUUUGACAUAUAUGGCGGCAUCGACGACGAAGAAGAGAAAACACCGCGUCCGCAAUGGGCGCUCGAAGCGGUAUCGAGCCUUCUAGCCAAGACUACCAGCGGUGGACACCGGCCUGGCGUCCCUGAGGCAUGUGUCACCAUGCCAGACAGGCGACGCCGGUCCUCCCUAAGGCGCCAGGCCGAUAGGAGGCGUUCCCGGUCCGAGGCCUCGGUGAGCUUCGACGACACGCCUUCGGACCGUCCGCGUCGCCCAUCCAGAGAGUCAAUGCGUGACGACAGCAGCUCCUCCGGCGAGUACGAGAUCGUGGAGCUGUACAACGACGACUCCGUGGGUGACGACGACAGGUGGGAUGACAGCGACAAGGACAAAACAGCGUCCACGAGCGAUGCCUACAAUCAGAGCCAAGCUUACAUGAUCAUAGCAGCCGUCAUGGUGGCCAGCGCCUUCCUCGGGGUCCUCAUGAAGUUCGCCUUCACCCCGAGCCACUCGGGACACUCUCACGGCCUCCGCAGGGUCCCGGGUCGGGUGCUUGUCGAGGAGACCGACACGACGACGCUAUCCGACGUGACGCCGCCUAUGGGAAAGAUCAACGUGAGCGCCAUUAGAGACCUUGCGACAGUAGCGAAGAGUUCGACGACGGCCGAAGCGGCGAAGCCCGCACCGCGGAAGUCUGCUUUCACGUACGAAUGCCGCACGGACGCCUGCCUAUGGCAGAGCCGGCUGAUCUACGACAAGAUCAAUCAGUCUAUUGGCCCGUGCGAGGACUUCUACGCGUACGUGUGUUCCAACCGGUGGUACAACGGCGAGCUCGAAGUGCAGAGCAGGCCCUACGUAGUCAGCGGGCCGGGCCUGCUUAUACUCGACAUUGCGAAGUUCCUGCUGCAGCAAAAGGUGAGAGAGCAGCCCUCGACAAGCUUCAUCACCCAGUCUUCCAAGUUGCUGAAAACGUGCAUUCAGGUGCGAAACUCGAGCUCUUCAAAUAAGGACUGGGAAGACAUUAAGAGAGUGCUCGAGUCGUAUUCCCUUACAAACUGGCCGUUCACGAUUGAUCCGCCGACGGUCAAGUUCCAAGACGUACUCAGGCUCGUCGACAAGAGGCUCAACUUGCUGGCCGUCGUGCACGUGACCCUGCGGAAGCGGUUCGAGAACGAAGGCUACAUGCUGCACCUGGACUCGCCGAAGCUCACCAUGGUUCGUCACCAGCUGACGUUCCUCGACGCGGGAUUUCAGGAGUACAAGAACUGCAUAAAGCGUGCAUUUGCGCUCCUUGGUAGCAAGGUCGAAACGGACCACAUCGCCGAAGACGUCCUGGAGUUUGAACGGAAGCUCGACGAGGCGUCCCUUCCACCCAAGCGAUUCGUGUCCAUACUCAAUUCUACAGUGUCCAUCGUGAACCUGAAGCGUGCGGGCAAGCUGGAGUGGGACACCUACCUGACGUACCUACAGCCGGGAUCCGACAAGGUCAUCGUUCUCAAUUCGGCUUUCAUCAACAAGCUCUCCGGCAUCCUCACGUCGACGGCCCUGUCCACACUGCUGAACUACAUCGGCUUCCGAAUCGUCGUUCUGCUGUCGCCGCUGCUGCCCAAGCAAGCGGAGUUUCUCGUACCGCUGAGUUACGACGACCACAUCCACAAGUACAACGCCAGGCUGCAGGCGUGCAUACAUCUCGUGGAGCGGCUGUUUCCUUACGGGAUCCGCAAGAUCGCCAGGUCCGCGAUGGGAAAGACGACGAUGGAGCAGAUCGCGUACGACCACAACCUCGACAAGCUGGUGAGCAGCGUCAAGGGAGUGGUGUCUCAGACCGUGGCCCGUGCCCCGUGGCUGACACAGGCCGAAGCAGACGUGGCAACGCAGAAGAUCGAAAGCCUCGAAGUGGACUUCAUUGGCGCAAAGGAACACAUGGACGUCCUCGCUGGGUAUUACCAGAGCAGGGUCGACGCGUCGUUCGCCGUGCCAGUGCGCGACUACACGGCGCUGCUGAACGAGACCAUGUCGCGCUACUGGCUCUCCAAGGACAACGCCGACUACGACGCGCGCUACCACGUGUCCAGCCUGAGGCCCGGCUACGAGUACAACGCGGGCAAGAACGUGCUGUACGUGCCGUUCGGCGUGGUCGCCCUGCAGCAGCGCGUGGCGCAGUCGGCGAUCCCGGCCAUCCUGUUGCCCUUCAUCGUCCCCUACCUCGUGGAAGGCAUGUACGAGGCGAUCGACGUGCGCGGCUCGACCAUCAACGUGCGCGGCAUGCCCGAGACCUGGUGGAGCGGCGAGACUCUGGUCCGCUACCGGCAGCAGCAGAAGUGCUUCACCCAGAACUACCUGGACAACAUCCAGCGGUUCGGUACCUUCCAGGAGUCCCCGAUGGCGCCGUUCCUGCGCAGCUUCAUGGCCGAGAUCGCGGCAAUUCUACCCUCGUUCGAGGCGUACGUUCGGGCCCUGGUGGCGCCGCACUCGAUGCAGCGAAACUUCCGCAUCCCGGGCCUGCCCGACCUGACGCCCGAGAUGCUGUUCUUCGUCAACUACGCCGCCGCCCACUGCGACCCGGUCAGCAGUCAGGGGCUGACGGCCCUCGACAAGCGCAGGCUCCGGUACCGCGUCGCGCUGCCGUCUGCUCUGCGCGUGAACAUCGCCCUGCGCCACUUCGACACCUUCGCCGAAACUUUCUCCUGCAACACAGGAACCAACAUGAAUCCCGGCGCCAAGUGCAGGUUGUGGUAACUCGGUGGACACUCACCGCCUCCCAUCAUCGUUCGAGACGUUCCGACAAGACAUGCCGAGGUGUCCCAGAAGGAUGCGCGGGCUUCUACGCGUCACCGCCACUUCGCCACGUUGAAGCCAGCUGACAAGUGGACUGUGUCAUCAACGCUGUGACGGAGUGAGGUAUCGCAACCUUCACUGCGCGUUCUCAGCACGAAGAAAACGCCUGUGCUCUACCGAAGUCCAUAAUGGUGCUUUCGACAUUUGCGUGUAUACAGUGAGGCCUUGCUCGCCAAAGUAGCAUGGACACGUUUCUUCACCAAAGUAUACAUGCACUUUUUUCACAACUUUCACAGAUUUUUCACAAUUCCAGCAGUUUCUGUCAUGUCAUCGCGAAACGAAACUUCAUUUCCAACAACAUGAGAAACGAGUGCUCGCAGUCA